UGUGUGUGUGUGUGUGCGCGCCCUCAAGUGCGUGUUGUCUCGUGCGGCUGCCUUCAUGAUUCUGGGAUGCGCGGCGCGAGCGUCUCUUCGAUAAAUAUCCCGGGAGCAGGACCCGGAGACACAGAGGCACUGAGAGACGGAGCGAAAGAGAGCAACCGUGUUCAUCUCUGAACUUGUUUUAAAUUUUUAGACAAGCUUAUUUUAACGGAAAAAGGGGCCAUCCCAUUCACGCAUUUUUAUUUAGUUUAACCCUUUCGGUCCGUCCGGAUUGACUAUGAAUUUCCCCUGCAGCGCCUUGCCCCCUACCCUCUACCCGGGGUUACUACGUCCACCGGCCGGGCUCUCCCUGCCCAUGCCCCGGUCCCUUCCGACUAGCUUUCUGGUGGACGACCUCAUCCGCCUCAGUCAGCCCGUCACCUACGUGCAUCGGACAUUCUCUUCGCAGAAUUACGCGCCGAGGAGCUCUCGGGACACCUUCUCCCUGCGGGGCUUCGGUCCAGCGGUGCCCCCCCUGACCACAGACAACCGCUCUGCCCUGCAGGCGAACUCCGUGCAGCAGCCCCACCGGGCGGACUCUCCACACACGGACUGCUCAGAGUCCACUUAUCUCAAGUUCGGGGUCCGUGCCAUCCUGGCACCGUCAACACAGAAAGUCUCCAGAGCCUCCUUUCCAGUCCAGACCUUUCAGGCCAAGUCCUUCCCGCUGCCUUUCUUUGACGGGACGCUGCCACCUUUCCUUCGAGCCUCCUACUUCACAGCGAGCUCCUCCGUGGUGCCGGUCCCGGGAACCUUCUCCUGGCCCUUGGCCCCCAGAGGGAAGCCCAGGCGGGGAAUGCUACGGCGGGCCGUGUUCUCCGACCUCCAGCGUAAAGCUCUGGAGAGAACCUUCCAGAAGCAGAAGUACAUCAGCAAGCCAGACCGGAAGAAGCUGGCCAGCAAGCUGGGACUCAAAGACUCUCAGGUGAAGAUCUGGUUCCAGAACCGGAGGAUGAAAUGGAGGAACUCCAAGGAGAGGGAGCUCCUGUCGACGGGGGGCUGCCGCCAACAGACCCUGCCCGCCAAGACCAACCCUCACCCCGACCUCACUGACGUCGGCGGGGGUGGGGGUGACUACUGCCGGGGCCGGGGGCUGGAGGAGGAGGAGGUGGAGGAGGAGCUGGGCGAGCAGCACCUCCGUCAGCUCACCCAGCACAGCAGCCAUCGCCGUGGUGGGACGGGCAGCGAGGGGCUCCACCCUGGCGGCCCCCCAAGGCUCUCCUCACCGUCAGACUGCAGCAAGCCAUCCGACCUCUCUGGCUCAGACGAGGAAAUCACUGUUUCCUAGGGUGUCAGCCAAUGGGGAGACUAGUCUAUAUAUGGUAUCCUGUGUGUGUGUGUGUGUGUGUGUGUGUGUGUGUGUGUGUGUGUGUGUGUGUGUGUGUGUGUGUGUGUGUGUGUGUGUGUGUGUGUUAUUCUGAGUGAGGUGUACUGUUCAGGACAUAUGGCCAACACAUUGGUGAUUUGAACAGGAAGUUGAGCCAGCUGUAACAUGAGGAUGUUUUUUGUGAUUACCAGCUCUACAUGAGAACGUGCUACUUUUUUUUUUAUAAAAAUGUAACGAUAUAUUAACAAAAUAUAAAAUUGUCCUCGAAAUAAAGAGGAGUGUGCCUUAGUUGAUAGCCUUGGGUUGAACUUACAGAAUGACGCUUGCACUUGUUACAUGUCAAAUGGACCUUUCGGCGAAGACCAACAAUUCAACGCUUCAAUCUCUACAACUGUAGCUGUAUUAUCUCAGCAUAUUCUCUUUGUAAAUUGUUGGAUAUUUUUUGGAAUGCUGUGAACAGCUUCCAUGAUGUGAAAAGUACAUAAUAGUUUAAGUUUUUGUAGAUUGAAAUGUUUGAAAGGAGACAUAUUUUACCACCAGGUGUGAGUGUGAUUAGCCUUACAAGCCGUUUCGAAAACCUAUCCCAUAUGACAUCACUAGUGGUAUAAUAUGUCUCCUUUAAACCCCAUUGUUUUGAUUUUGAGAUAAAUUGCUAUUCUUGAAUAU
Molecule: messenger RNA, 2029 nt
Organism: Gadus morhua (Atlantic cod)
Lineage: Eukaryota; Metazoa; Chordata; Actinopteri; Gadiformes; Gadidae
Product: homeobox protein DBX1-B-like
Exons: 4
Coding region: 275-1324 (349 amino acids)
Biological process (GO): cell differentiation in spinal cord; regulation of transcription by RNA polymerase II
Molecular function (GO): DNA-binding transcription factor activity, RNA polymerase II-specific; DNA binding
Source: RefSeq, a predicted model, not a curated record